AUUGGAUGAUCUAUACCAUUCUUGUACUCAUCUUUCAUCUUCUUUUCUGUUUUAAGAAGAACUUUUAUAAAAACUUUUUGGGAGCACUUUAAACCACAUUACAGCUGUAUGCAGACUACAUCAGCUCAGGAGCGAUGUCAUCUCUACUUUCUCACAACAAAGAUCAGCUGCGCAUUAGAAAGUCGCUCUCUGAUGCCUCUCCAACUUCACCCAGUGCCACCACCAAGAGCCUGAGGCAUGAAAGGCUGUCUAGAUUGAACUCGUCCGGAACCACUGAUGCCUCCAAUGACACGUCGACAAACCACGCUGAGUCCUACUUCUUACGGAGGGAGAACAGACUGUCUGCAAGGAAAAAGGCGGAAGAAGAGACGGCAAACAAUGACUAUAAAAAGAUGUAUGAAAAGGCACUGGCCACCAAUCAAAGACUCAAGUCCAGGCUGGAAACAAGUAAACAGGAACUCACCAUGAUUCAGGACCAGCUACAGAGAGCACAGAAAGGAAAGCCAGGAGAUUGUACGUCUAACAUGCUCGAGACAGAAAAAAAGGAAAGUUGGAGUCUAAAAAAGAGGAUAUCAGAUAUGGAAGAACAGUUGAAGGUUAAAGCAGAGCUUAAGAUGGAGAACCAGAGACUGAAGGAUGAGAAUGGAGCUUUAAUCCGGGUCAUCUCUAAACUGUCCAAGUGAGACAGGGAGGAUGAGAAGAAGAGGGACGGAUUCCAGAAGCUGUUUUUCUUCCUACAUUCAUCUUAUCAACAGAAAUUUUCCAGAAAGAAUGUAUGUAUGUACUGUACAUAGUUUUCCAGUCAUUUCAGAAACCUGCCUCAGCAUUUUUCCCCCAUUGUCUAUUGAUUAACAAACAUUUGCAGGGAUAAAGACACAUUUCACAUCAGUUAUGAAAGCUUUCUGUUACUGUAUUAGAUCUACGGUAGUGACACAUUCCCAGACACAACAUUAAAAUUCAUAUUGUAUAUUCAGUUUAAUAUUUCUACAUAAAAAAUAAAGGAAAA
This is a messenger RNA of Larimichthys crocea (large yellow croaker), 1006 nucleotides long. RefSeq names its product protein phosphatase 1 regulatory subunit 12B. Gene Ontology annotation, molecular function: protein kinase binding; enzyme inhibitor activity; phosphatase regulator activity. The coding region runs from base 135 to 683 and encodes 182 amino acids. The transcript is spliced from 7 exons. Gene Ontology annotation, cellular component: cytoplasm. NCBI's taxonomy places the organism in Eukaryota, Metazoa, Chordata, Actinopteri, Sciaenidae. The record is from RefSeq and is a predicted model, not a curated record.